CAUCAGCUGUUUCAACUUUUUCGUAUAAAAUGGCAGUUUCUUCAGGAACAAUGUCAGUCUCACUUUGCAACGAUCAGCGAAAUCAACUUCAUCCUUCUUAUUCUUCACUGUUUAAUUGGGAAGUUUUCUGUCGUUUACGGAAGUUACAGCCAUCAUGCCUCACGUGAAAGUCGUCUAUGAAUCCGAAGGCGAGAUCCGCCGUUACUUGCUACCAUCAGGAGCUGGAGCGUUCGAAGAGCUGCGCAGCAAGAUCCGUGCUGUGCUUGGACCUAACGUCAGCUUCCGAAUUUUUUGGAAAGACGCGGAAGGUGAUACGGUAGCGUGUGAUUCCGAUGUGGAACUGCAGGCCGCCACCGAAGCGGCGGCCACCACGGAGACACCUAGCGACGCGGUGAAACUGUACGUGCGCAUCACCGGCACAACCACGCCGACGGCCAGCGCAUCCACCGCCAGUAUCCCCGACACGGAUGCUGAAAUGAAGGAAGGUGACGCCAAGGAGGACGCCGCUGCUCCGGAUAACGCCGGCACGGCCAACGUCCAUCGGGGCAUCUACUGUGACGGCUGUCAAGGCCCGGUGGCGGGGAUUCGCUAUAAGUGCAAAAAAUGCGAAAAUUACGAUCUAUGUGAAACAUGCAAAGGGAAAAGCUUUCACGCUGAACACGAAAUGGACGCCAUUCCGUUUAAAGAAAACACCGGUCCCAAAGUGCAUGUGGGUGUGGAAUGCGAUGGCUGCGAAGGGGAAGUGGCCGGAACGCGCUACAAGUGCACGCAAUGCUUUAACUACGAUUUGUGUGAAACCUGCAAAGGAAAAGGCUUUCAUGCUGAGCACGAAAUGAUCGCUGUCCAGGAACCCGAAUUCCCACCGCACACAUUCGGUUUCGGCUUUCCCUUUAUGCCAUGGAAUCGACCGGCCGCCGGCGGUUGCCACCGCGGUCGCCGCGGGAACGGCGGCUGUGGACGCUUCCCGGGGAUGCAGGGAUUCGGGCGGCCCAUGUGGCAGGGAAUGGGCGGUGACGGGGGAUUCACGUGUCAAGGACAGGCGGGACGCUGUGGCCGCGAAUCCCGACAGGGACCGUUGACGCCGGAAGCCAUGGACGAAGUGGCCCGCCAGCUGCAGGCCAUGGGUAUCCAGGCAGAUGGGGGCAUCCUCCGCGAGCUGAUCGAGCAGUUCCAUGGGGAUAUCGCCAAGAUUAUCGAAGCGAUGAAUUAAUUCCUUUUUUUAUUUUUAUUUUACGAUGACUGUCUUGUACAUUUUUCGCAUACAGAUAUCUCUCUAUCUAAAUUAGGUAACUGUGGAAUUGUGUUAUUACGCUAAAAAAAAGGUGCUGCUGAUUGUCUUGAAUUUGCAAAUUACUCUAUGAUUUUUCGGAAUUUUUCUAGAAAUAAUUAUUAUGAAAUAAGUCGGAAUAAAGACGAUAA
This is a messenger RNA of Paramacrobiotus metropolitanus, 1419 nucleotides long. RefSeq names its product sequestosome-1-like. Gene Ontology annotation, molecular function: protein kinase C binding; K63-linked polyubiquitin modification-dependent protein binding; zinc ion binding. Bases 155 to 1210 code for a protein of 351 amino acids. NCBI's taxonomy places the organism in Eukaryota, Metazoa, Tardigrada, Eutardigrada, Parachela, Macrobiotidae. The record is from RefSeq and is a predicted model, not a curated record. Gene Ontology annotation, biological process: aggrephagy; mitophagy; endosome organization. Gene Ontology annotation, cellular component: amphisome; aggresome. The transcript is spliced from 5 exons.